Messenger RNA from Mollisia scopiformis, 1719 nucleotides. RefSeq lists its product as uncharacterized. Lineage: Eukaryota; Fungi; Ascomycota; Leotiomycetes; Helotiales; Mollisiaceae. The coding region runs from base 1 to 1719 and encodes 572 amino acids. The record is from RefSeq and is a predicted model, not a curated record. The transcript has 4 exons.
AUGCGCGAGAUAACCGGUCUCUUUAUAGGCUUUGACCUCAGUGACGCGCCUUCUUUGAGAUACCUCGCAGCAGGCCUUGAAUACUACCGUGAUGGAGGUAGAGACGAAAACAACCCGAGGCUUGCGAAUUUAUCUCCAGCUCAACGAGCUUCCGUCCAGAGGAUUGUUGAUAACAUGAAUAACAACAACCCGCUCCUCACCGAAAUAAUUGACGCUUUUCUUGAUACCCCUCGUGGUCGAGCUCCUAUACUUCUGGGAGCUGGACGAGAUCUGCGUGACUAUGCUCACUAUGCAGUCACAACUCCUACAACACAUGACUAUCAGCUGGCCUACAUAGCUUGGAACACUAGAGUCGCUAUGCCAUAUCCCGGUGGUAGGACAGCAGAAGAGGUCGAAGCAAUUCAUCUAGCAAGUAUGCCUGUAAGACGAAGAUUGUCUCAAAAUCCUAGGACGGAGCGCAGCCGGAAGCGAACCGAGCCAGUUGACGAGGAUGAAGCCGAUGAGGAUUACGAGCCAGAGACUAAGUCCAAGAAGAUCAAGAAGGCUCAACGAAAGACUCCUGGUAAUAGCAUGGCCAGUACUUCUCGUGGCGCAAAUACAGCUAGACGUAGCGGUUCAUCAGUUGCCAACCCUCCUACUAGCUUUCGAGACCCUUACCUUGACCGAGUCGAAGCUCUUCACGAUGAAGUAGCUAAGUACGAGCAAGGAGAAGAAGACAAGAAAGCCAAACAAGUCAGAUUCAGCCAGGCAGAAAGUGAAGAUGCCGACGAGGAAUCAGAUGAUAUGACUGCCGAGCCGAAACCCACCCUUGACCGCUAUUCUCGUCACACGCCCCUCAAGAAACCUUCCUACAAAGCCAUCGAUGAUGGUACUAUCGACAAGACCCCCGCCACUCUUGGAGUUAGAGAUGAUAAGAAGCUCAUUAUUGCCUUCGACACUCAGAAGGAAGACCCAGAGCACCCAGGCGAAUACCUCCCCGAGAAGCAACGAGUAGAAUUCGACUACCGUAAACUCCACCCCGAGUUUGACUUCGCAAAUAAGAAACAUAUCUUCCAGCUUAAUCACUGGCGUCGUCAACUGAUCAAGAGAAACUUUGGCUACAUUCGAAAAGCCCGUGGCCCAUGGUUGGAGAAAGAGAAGGGAGUCAUGCUCGACCUCAUGAGAGAGCAGCUCCAACGCAACUCCUACAUCAAGUGGCGUCGCUUGGCGAAUGCAUACAACGAUCGCCAAUACGAGUCGCUACAAGAAAAGGGAGAGAAACUCGUUGCGAAGGGGGUCAAGAAGUCCGUCACUUCGGAGGAUCGAUGGACCCCAUGGCGCACAAGCGGAGCCAUCAAGGCCAUCUCAAAUAAGUGGCCCGAGUAUCACGAACUUGUGUCCGACAUGAAGGCAAAGAGAAAGUCGGAUGGCGUCGAGGAAGCCGAGUACUCUGACGAUGAUAAGGAAGUCCCUGACCCAGACCCAGAAGUUUUUGGACACAAAGUCCAAAAGGAGGGAUCUACAUCGGCGAAGAAGUCUCCCGGCGUAGGACAACAAGCACCUUCACAUCAAGGACCAUCAGUCGGUCAUGAGGGAGAUGAGUCUUCUGAGUUGUCCGAAUUGUCGGACUCACACAUUGUUGAGGAGGAUGACAAUUCAGGUCAUCCAGAUACUGAAGAUGGAGAUGCUGAGGAUGGGGACGGUGACGCAGAGAUGGAAGAUCUUUACUCUGCAGAAUAG